This is a messenger RNA of Ailuropoda melanoleuca (giant panda), 1607 nucleotides long. It is a transcript of the gene HMX3, whose product is annotated as H6 family homeobox 3. Bases 1 to 1590 code for a protein of 529 amino acids. Gene Ontology annotation, cellular component: nucleus. The record is from RefSeq and is a predicted model, not a curated record. Gene Ontology annotation, molecular function: DNA-binding transcription factor activity, RNA polymerase II-specific; RNA polymerase II transcription regulatory region sequence-specific DNA binding. The transcript has 6 exons. Lineage: Eukaryota; Metazoa; Chordata; Mammalia; Carnivora; Ursidae. Gene Ontology annotation, biological process: regulation of transcription by RNA polymerase II.
AUGAAAAACAUUGACAAAGCCAUCAUCACGGGCGCUGACUCAGAAAUCAACAAACCUAGUAGAAAAAGCUUUGGGCAGCUCCAAACGCUGGCAGGUGAGACUUCCCAGGAGAAAGUGCUGUCUUCGGGGCCGCCGGCCCAAGAAGAAGAGCGCCCUUCCGAGCGUAGCCGUCGGCCUGGCGGCUGGAAGCCGGUCCCCGAACUGCAGGGGGGAGAGGAAGGCGCUGGCUCCCGGCUCCUCGGCUGUCAGUGCGCUCGGGCCGGGGGCGCCGCCGGCUCUGCGUCCCUCGCUCGCCUCCUGCGCUCGCCGGAGCGCUCCGACAUCCGGCGCCGGAUUGACGCAGCCCCAAGCCGGGGACUGCUCCUGCCGCCUCCUCCCCGGGAGCUGCAGCCGCCGCCGAGCCGCCUCGCUCCCUCUUUGAGUUCCGUUUAUGGUCUGAUUUCCGGCCGCCCGCCUGCUCGCCCGGCCGCCCGCCUGUCCCGAUCCCUCCCUCCCCGGCACCCGGAGGAGAGGGGACUGCCGGAACCCGGGCCGGACGCCCCUGGCACCGCUAGCGCGCAGCCCCCGCCGCCGCCGCCCCCACCUCCCGCGCCCAAGGAGUCCCCGUUCUCCAUCAAGAACCUGCUCAACGGAGACCACCACCGGCCGCCCCCUAAGCCGCAGCCGCCCCCACGGACGCUCUUCGCGCCGGCCUCCGCCGCCGCGGCCGCCGCCGCUGCUGCCGCCGCUGCGGCCAAGGGGGCUCUGGAGGGCGCGGCGGGCUUCGCGCUCUCGCAGGUGGGCGACCUGGCUUUCCCCCGCUUUGAGAUCCCGGCGCAGAGGUUUGCCCUGCCCGCGCACUACCUGGAGCGCUCCCCGGCCUGGUGGUACCCCUACACCCUGACCCCCGCCGGCGGCCACCUCUCGCGACCUGAAGCUUCGGAGAAGGCCCUCCUGCGAGACUCCUCCCCCGCCUCGGGAACCGAUCGCGACUCCCCCGAGCCAUUGCUCAAAGCCGACCCCGACCACAAGGAGCUGGACUCCAAGAGCCCGGACGAGAUCAUUUUGGAGGAGAGCGACUCGGAGGAAGGCAAGAAGGAGGGCGAGGCAGCUGCGGGCGCGGCCGGGGCGAGCGUGGUGGCGGCGGCGGCGACGCCGGGCGCGGAGGACUGGAAGAAGGGCGCCGAGAGCCCCGAGAAGAAGCCCGCGUGCCGCAAAAAGAAGACGCGCACGGUCUUCUCGCGCAGCCAGGUCUUCCAGCUCGAGUCCACCUUCGACAUGAAGCGCUACCUGAGCAGCUCGGAGCGUGCCGGCCUGGCCGCGUCGCUGCACCUCACCGAGACGCAGGUCAAGAUCUGGUUCCAGAACCGCCGCAACAAGUGGAAGCGGCAGCUGGCGGCCGAGCUGGAAGCGGCCAACCUGAGCCACGCCGCGGCGCAGCGCAUCGUGCGGGUGCCCAUCCUCUACCACGAGAACUCGGCUGCCGAGGGCGCCGCGGCCGCGGCCGCGGGGGCCCCUGUGCCUGUCAGCCAGCCGCUGCUCACCUUCCCGCACCCCGUAUACUACUCGCACCCGGUGGUCUCUUCUGUGCCGCUGCUACGGCCUGUCUGAGGCCCGACAGGGGAGGG